GGGUCGCAGUCGGCUCGAAAUUUCGGUGGUAUAAGAACCUAUCUCUCCGCUCGGUUGUUCAACGAACACGUUGCGCUCUCAUUCGUUAGAUUCGCACGCGGAUCGAACCGCAUCGUUCCGUCCGCAUAAUUAUAUACAUACAUAAUCGAGUGUUCUUGAGAAGUGAACGUUCGAAGAGAAAAGAAAGAAGUGACACAGUGAGUGAAUACGAUAACAGCGCGGGAUAAAAAGUGUGAUUUUGAAUAUGGAGAUUUCCCGGUUCCUCUUUCUCGUCUGGUGCGCCAUGCAUCACCUGGUUACCGGAUUCGAUCUGGGGCCGAUCGUCAGGAUCGCUCAGUGCAGAUCCCAGUGUUUGAGGAAGCACACUUCCGAUGGAAUCUGCGAUUGGUAUUCCGAACAACAACAACAGACUACUUGCAGCAUGUGCUGGCAGUACUGCGAGGCACUCGAGAACCGGUGGGAGAAGACAAGGACCAUUUGCGAGGGCGACCAGUAUCUACAUUGUCCAGCCUGCCAGACGGCCUGCACCUAUCGGAAAACCAGGAUAGAGGAGAAGUAUCUACCGUCCAUGUUACCAGCUCCUAAGAAGGCUCCCCUCGAUCUCGACAAAUUCGACGUGGCCGUGGUGAUGCGCAAGCUGUACAAGCAGUGGAGAGUGGCCGGCUAUUAUCCGGGGGUGCGUACACCGAAUCUGAGGCCGGACACGUGGAUCGUAGUCGCGAUGGAGAACGGGAUGAAGCACUACAGUUGGCAGGAAUGGGUCCCGAAAUUGGAAUCGUUGAAGGAGGGGCCGUUGUACGAGGCGACCAUCUCGUGGAAGGACGUGCAGACCCAGCUUCAGAAACAGAGGUCCCAGCAACAGGUCAGAUUCAACAACCGAGUGAGACAGUUCUUCCUGGAGAAGUACGGGGAGAAAGUUCUGGCCGAGUGGAGGAGCCAGGAGGACUCGCAGAUCUCGGACGACAUAUUUCGAAGAUUCUUCUUCAGGAGGAAGGACGAUCGAUCGGAGGACGAUCUCGAGGCCGACAACGCACCGUCGACGGGCAACGCUUACAACGACAGGAUCGAUUUGAAGGAUCGUUUGGAGGGCAAGGAGUCGUACGUGGUUUCGUGGGAGCCCGAGACAGGGGGUCUUAUGGGAAAUCAAGUGACCGACUCGAAUUGCGCCCAGAUUUCCCUCCUCCCCGGGACGAAAUAUCUCGUGAGGAUCGCCUCGAACGACGGACCCGGCAGCUUCCCGAUCGAAGUGGACACGACGCCUAAUUUCGUUCAGGUUAAGAGGAUAAAGGCACCACCCGUCCAAAUGUUGUAUUCUUGGGACAUAUACGCGGCUUUCGGAUGCGCAGUCCUCUUCGUGACCGGUUUCGUGCUGACCAAGAUAUACAAAAAGGAGAAGAUUGCUGCCGAGCACGUUUGAACAUGAAUGCUUCUUCUUUUAUUUUCCUUUUUUUUUUUUUUUUGCUACUAUGCACGAACGAGGUGUGGCGGGUCAAUGAAAAUGACAACAUAACGAGACAACUCAGGGAUAUGCUCUGACGGAGCGUGGAUGAUACUUCUGAUGAAUCCGGAGAAGGGAAGGAGAUAGGGAAGGAUGUGAAAAUUCCUGAAUUCGUUGGGAACGAUUGACGUUACGAAUGACGAUUGCGAAUACGCAAAUUUUACCAACGAUGUAAAUUCCGUAGAUUUGCGGUUAUAAGGUAUAAGUAUAUCGGAGUAAAUUGGAGUAAAUUUAAGUUACGCGACUAAUCAUACAUAGCGUAAAAUGUAAUAGUUUCCGAAGAGUAUUAAUCACGACGAUUGCAACCACUUGUGUAAAUUUCUAAACGUGGAAAUGUACAAAAGAGUAUCUAGCUAUUUUUGUAUAUGUAAUAGGGUAUUAUAUUAAAUAACUCCUUGCUCAACACUGAAACGAACAGACUGUAAAAGAGUUCCUAUCAAACUGAAAACGAAGAAGAAUAAGCGGCCGGUACGAGGCGCGCAUCACUCUGUAUUUAUUUGUAAAUAGUAGCCCGACAAACUUGUACAUAGUUCUUAAACUUAUAAAUAAAACUUACUUCUACCGAUAAUCCACUUUGUUGUACGAAUAUUCCUAACAACAAAUCCUGAAAUAUAUACCCUUUUAUCCUUCUUCGAAAUCGCUCGUUUUCGAGGAUAAGCGCCUUAGUUUUGACAAAAAUCUACCGAAUCUCACAGGUUUACCUUCUUAUCCCAGGAUUAAAAUAAUAAAAAGGAAGAAAAGAACGAGGGUUCCAAGACCUGCUCAUCGAAUUCGAGAAGGGACCCCGUAUCGAAUGGAUUUACAUUACAACGAGACUCAAACACAAUUUUUAUUCCUUGGACACGCGAGAGAGGAUCUUCUAAAAAAAAAAUUCCCGUUACACAAGUUUGGUCCUAUCCAUUAAGAUCUUUCCAAUUAUCUAUAUUCCCGAAAGAAAUCGGAGAACUACUGUUAUUCGCGGCGAAGAAACGGGCCCCGCGGGGAGUUCGCCCGAAUUCCAUCGGCGUUCAGAACUACUCCCGAGAAAGUUGCAGGGACGUCCAUUUCCUUUCCGUUCGUGGUGAACUCUUCUGGGGAGGGGAAUGCCUCCUCCUGGCAUUCGUUCGAGUCGAGGAGGUGCGUUGAACUUUCCCGAGCGAAUAAUAAUAAACUCGUCGUGAGUGGU
Molecule: messenger RNA, 2663 nt
Organism: Apis mellifera (honey bee)
Lineage: Eukaryota; Metazoa; Arthropoda; Insecta; Hymenoptera; Apidae
Source: RefSeq, marked validated